Messenger RNA from Alosa alosa (allis shad), 3009 nucleotides. RefSeq names its product solute carrier family 39 member 13 (gene slc39a13). Gene Ontology annotation, cellular component: membrane. The record is from RefSeq and is a predicted model, not a curated record. Lineage: Eukaryota; Metazoa; Chordata; Actinopteri; Clupeiformes; Clupeidae. Gene Ontology annotation, molecular function: zinc ion transmembrane transporter activity. Gene Ontology annotation, biological process: zinc ion transmembrane transport; intracellular zinc ion homeostasis.
GUUUUAAGCACAAACGCCUUGUGUGUCUACGGUCCGAUCAGUGGUUGCUGCAGGCCCGGAAGUAGGUCCCGCUCUGUUCCGUUCAUGCGUGGUGAAGUGCAGACUCGCAGGCCUUGAGACGUGGCCGCUUCUGGAAAAGCCUCUAGCGAAAUCCAGCAAACAGAGUUUCUUGAGUCGUCUGCGGCCGGGGCGCCCAAAACAGAAGUGCGUCUGACGCAGGGAGCUGGAUGGCAGGGACAGACCGGAGCCGUCUCCGCAGGAAACUCAGCCGGUGCACUGCAUGUAUGUCCAGAGUGCGUUGCGGUCAGCGUUGCGGUCAGUGUUGCGGAUGAGCCCGGCGGCCCCCCUGCGUCCGGUGUGUGCUGCUGCCGCCUCGCUGCUCGUGGGCGCCGCCCUGCUGGCCGUGGCCUGCAUGGGCUCCUCGGGGGGCCGCCAGAUGGCCCAGACGGCGGUUGCCCAGGCGACGGUGGCGGCGGCGGGGCCCGGGCCCUGGUGUGCGGAGGAGCUGCUGGGCUUCAGGCCGCUGGCCGAGAUGCUGUCCGGGGACGGGGCCGAUGUGUGGAUCUGCUCGCUGGCCGGAGCCGUCGCCGUCGGACUCAGCGGCAUCUUCCCGCUCCUCGUCAUCCCCAUCGAGGCUGGAGCAGCGCUCAAGACCGAGGCUGGCAGUCAGAAGCUGAAGAGACUCUUGAGCUUUGCCAUUGGUGGUCUCCUUGGUGAUGUGUUCCUGCACCUUCUUCCUGAAGCCUGGGCCCAAACCUGUACUCCAGAGGGCGCUCAUGAGCAGCACUACCGUAGUCAGGGCCUGUGGGUUCUGCUGGGGCUGCUGUCCUUCCUGCUGCUAGAGAAGAUGUUUCCAGAUGAGGACACCCCCAACGAAACAGCCACAGUCACGACUAGUGGCUAUCUGAACCUGCUGGCCAACUGCAUAGACAACUUCACUCAUGGCCUGGCGGUGGCUGGGAGCUUCCUGGUCAGCAGAAAGGUUGGGUUUCUCACCACCUUUGCCAUCCUGCUUCAUGAGAUUCCACAUGAGGUGGGGGAUUUUGCCAUCCUCCUGAGGGCAGGGUUUGACCGCUGGAGUGCUGCACGCAUGCAGUUCUACACAGCGCUGGGAGGAGUCCUGGGAGCCUGCUUCGCCCUCUCCGCCCAAUCACAGCGUGGCGCAGAGGGCGCCACUGCCUGGAUCCUGCCCUUCACCUCCGGGGGCUUCCUUUAUAUCGCCCUGGUGAACGUGGUACCCGACCUCCUGGAGGAGACCAAUCCCAGGGAGUCUCUGCUGCAGAUCCUGUUGUUGUGUUGUGGAAUCGCUGUCAUGGCCAUUCUCUCAGUUGUCGUGGACUGAACCCCCCCCACACACACACACACACCUGCCCCCCCACCCCCCUCCCAAUUAGCCCAGUUGGCGAGUGCCAGCACGACUGACCACAGAUGCCUUCUCUUGCUAUUGGAGCUUUAAAGACUCUUUGAUUGAACAGCAGCAGCCCGAUGACGGACAAAUCCUCCAGUGUCAAAGGUCAAACUAGCCAAUGAUCAGGAAAGCGAGACAAUCAAAAGCCUUCCUUGCACACACACACUCACACACACCUUCCUCACGGAGAGACGGCCCAAAGAGAAACUUCAAAAUGCUCUGGGACCUUUCUACACUGAGAGACGAAAGGCCAGUCUGAGGAAGCUGUGGAUGACACACACACACACACACACACACACACACACACACACACACACACACACACACACACACACACACACACACACACACACACACACACACACACACACUCACACUCACACUCACACUCACACACUCACACACACACACACACACACACACACUCUCAGUUGCGCCCGCCUUUUUUCUGUUCCUUCCGCAUGUUUCAACCACGCAAGGCCGGUCUCUCACGCAUAUGCUUGAUACACACACACUACCACACAGACACACACACACACACAUGCAUAUGCUAACACACUCCUUCUGAGCUGUAUGUGCCAUCCUCACUGAUGUCCUGCAGCUGAGUGAGGCCUCCACGCUGCACCUACCACAGGGCGCUUCACCCCGUCCGGCCCCGUGCCCUGCUUAGGGUUGGCGUGGGCCUGGCGUGGGCCUGGCAUGGGUCGGAUGGCCGUGGAGCUGGUCCUGGGGCGGUGUGGGCUUCUCCAGAUCCCCUGGGUCGGUCUGUAGCCUCAGUGUGCUGUGGUGCUCUAUGUCUGAGUAUUAUGGUCUGGCCCAUCGGUUUGAAAAGCCCAGCGGGGAACAGAAGGACUCUGUGAACCAGCUCCGCUCACAGCAGAUCUGUAAACUCUGCUUCUGGUUCAUCACUUAAACGAACCUCUGCACACUAUUACUGUUACUGACUCUCCUGAUGUUACACACACACACACACACACUAUUACUAUUCAACCACUAUUCUUUAGACCUUAGAUUUGACACACACACACACAUACACACACACACACACACACACUAUAGUCAUUCCAGGCUCUAGAUGGCACCUACAGAAAGCAGCAGAGUCUGAUCAAUCUGCUCUCCACUCCGCUUCUGUCGGAGGUCCUACAGAACCUCCCUCAGACGUCUUUCACCGUGUACACACACAGUUGUUACAUGCGCGUACACACACAGUAUUGUUACAUGCGCGUACACACACAGUAUUGUUACAUGCCCAGUCCUGUGUCCAUUAGCUACUGUUACUGAAUCAGCCCAACACUACAUUCAGAGUCACCAGCAUGCACUAGCUGGUUUAAAUUUCAACUAAUCGUUAACACUUUUGAUGGAUAGGGAUGAGCCUUUAUCCAAUCAGAGUUUGAGUAUUGUCCAAUUUCCAUAGAAUGCCAACAAACACCCGACCCCCACACCAGUGUAUAUAUGAUGGAAAAAAUAUAUAUUUUAUUUAAGAAAACCAUGUUUAAAAAUGUUUUUCAUGUUCUUCAAAAUGUUUUUGGAAAUAACAUUUCUGUUGUGUUGAAGUCCCAGUAUUAUUUGUAAACUAAAUAAAAUGUUUAUAAGUACAAAAA